This is a messenger RNA of Triplophysa dalaica, 1612 nucleotides long. RefSeq names its product fructosamine 3 kinase related protein (gene fn3krp). The coding region runs from base 398 to 1321 and encodes 307 amino acids. The transcript is spliced from 7 exons. The record is from RefSeq and is a predicted model, not a curated record. NCBI's taxonomy places the organism in Eukaryota, Metazoa, Chordata, Actinopteri, Cypriniformes, Nemacheilidae.
GGUAGAUCCUUUGUUUUGUAUCGCAAUUUCCUACACAUUUGUUUCUAAGUAUGUGCAAUCCCCUGGCAUGGAACCAUCGACAUUGGCGUUGUUAGUGGCGUGCUCUUAUCCACUGAGCUACAGGAAAACUUUAGGACAAAUUAAAUACUAUAGGAGUGAAUGGGGGAUAAGAUCUGUUUGGUUACAGACAUUCUUCCAAAUAUCUAUUUUUUAAAAAUAUUACACUUAUCACAGGUAGACUUAUUAUUCUAAAAACUUUAACUUAUGCCAAAUGGCUAAGUACUUUAAGAAAUUAUUCGGGACUUUUAUUUUGACAUCCUGCUGAACAACAACACUAAUCCUGCAAGUGCUGUAAACACACGAGCUAAUCGUUCGUGAAUUUGUUGUACAGUGUGAGAUGGAGGCGUUGUUAAAGCGCGAGCUGGGCACGUCUCUGUUGAAACGCGCUGGUCACUCGGGCGGAGGAUGCAUCAGUGAAGGCCAGAGCUAUGACACUGACACUGGAAGAGUGUUCGUCAAAAUCAACCACAAAAAUGAGGCUAGGAGGAUGUUUGAUGGAGAGAUGGCAAGCUUGGAAGCGAUCCUGUCAACAAACACAGUCAAAGUACCCAGACCUUUGAAGGUUGUGGACCUUGAGAGAAGCGGAGCUCUUCUUAUAAUGGAACAUGUGGAUAUGAGAAUCUUAAAUAAAUACUCAUCCAAGCUGGGGGAACAGCUGGCUAAUCUACACCUUCACAACAGUAGACAGAUGGAGAAACAAAAGAAAGAGAUGCAGACUGUUGGAAAAGUAUUGGAACAGUUGGAAGUUGUCGACAAGUUUGGGUUUCAUGUGACCACAUGCUGCGGUUACAUCCCCCUGGUAAAUGACUGGCAGGAUGAUUGGGUGUCUUUCUAUGCCCAGCAGAGGCUUCAGCACCAGCUUGGCAUGGUGGAGCAGUCAUACGGAGACAGAGAAGCACGUGAAUUGUGGGCCAAAUUACAGCUGAACCUCCAUCAGCUGUUUACUGACAUAGAGGUUGUGCCAGCUCUUCUCCAUGGAGACCUCUGGAAUGGAAACGUGUCAGAGUGCUCCGAUGGUCCUAUCAUCUUCGACGCAGCAUCUUUUUAUGGACAUUCAGAGUUUGAGCUAGCUAUCGCCGGUAUGUUCAGCGGCUUUGGGAGCUCCUUUUACAACGCUUACCAUGAGAAGAUCCCAAAGACUGAUGGAUUUGCAAAGAGGCAACAAGUAUACCAACUUUUUCACUACCUGAACCACUGGAAUCACUUUGGUGAUGGAUACAGAGGCUCUUCUUUGCGUAUCAUGAAGGAUCUUACCAAGUAGAUGGACUUGCCUAUAAAUCAGUAGCAUGACCAAUUUAAAUAUAACAAACAUUACCAGUGUGAUGGCAAACCUAAACAAGUGCUGAAACAAAAUGAUGAAGCUGAAUGUCUUUAAAGCUUUAAAGAAGCUAGUACAGUACAUUAAUGUACUUUCAUGUAACAUUCCCUACUGUGAAUUGCACUUUAACCUAAUACAGUAAAUGCGUUAAAAGAAAGCAUCUCUUGACUCAUAGCACCUUGAUUUAAAAUCUGAUGUGUAUAUUAUGUGUCUUUAAAUAAAAAAGAGAGAAUC